AUGUCUUAUCUCCUAUACUCCCUCACCUUCCUCUUCCUCAUCACAGGCACAGCCCUCUACCUAACCCGCACCCACUGGCUCCCCCACCUCCCGCUACCCAACUACCUCUACUCCCGCCUCCCCACAAGUUUUACUGGCGACAUCGAAGCCGGCCUCACCUCCUCCGAUUUCGAUCUAUCUGCCAACGUUGACGAAGGUGAUUCGCGCGGCGGCCUCGACGCAGCGGGCAAACGGGAGGUGUUGAAGAUCAUGAAGCAAAGACGGGUGGAUUUCAAUGAGGCGAGGAGAUUGUAUAUGCAGCAGAGAUUUGUAAAGAAUAAUAUUGGGCCCGAUGGGAGGCCGAGGGAUCCGAAGUUUGUGUCUUUUUCGUGA
Molecule: messenger RNA, 372 nt
Organism: Paracoccidioides brasiliensis Pb18
Exons: 2
Coding region: 1-372 (123 amino acids)
Source: RefSeq, a predicted model, not a curated record